This is a messenger RNA of Leguminivora glycinivorella, 6336 nucleotides long. RefSeq lists its product as uncharacterized. The record is from RefSeq and is a predicted model, not a curated record. The transcript is spliced from 9 exons. Gene Ontology annotation, molecular function: RNA polymerase II cis-regulatory region sequence-specific DNA binding; DNA-binding transcription factor activity, RNA polymerase II-specific. The coding region runs from base 75 to 4202 and encodes 1375 amino acids. Gene Ontology annotation, biological process: regulation of transcription by RNA polymerase II. Lineage: Eukaryota; Metazoa; Arthropoda; Insecta; Lepidoptera; Tortricidae.
UACGCAUUUAUCAGAUAAGAAAAUGUACAAUAUGAAAACUAGUAAUUAUAUUUUUAUAUCCUACGCGGGUUAAAAUGGAUAGUACAGCUCCAUUUCAACCUUGGGCUAAAGAUGGUGUGAAAAAUGUUAAAUCUGAAAGAGUAGUGGAUGACGCGAAACUUCAUCAAGAAAAUGUCAAUCAUCCAAAACAUACGCAAACUGCGUCUUACGAUAAAGAUAGUAUUUCCGCUUCAAACGAAGAUCCGGGACCAUCGAUUGCUACGGAUCCUACCGCCGGGCCCUCCAGGAGCAAAGAGCCCAGAAUGGACUCUGAAAAAAUAGCUUCCAUGCAACAGUUUAUCGAGAACACCCUCAGCCAUGAAGGAAGACAGAGAGUGGCCCAGCUGUUAGAGGAAGUGGAAUCCCUGAGUGGUGCAGAGAGGCUCCUCUUGUACUUGCGGCUGCCCACUGGCAUACCACCACAUGACCCACUCAAGCAGCCAAUAAACCCACUGGGGUCAAGGGCUGAACUCCAGCAGACUGUAACAUGGAUACAAACUCACUUGGAAGUUGAUCCUGAUGUUUCCUUGCCCAAGCAGGAUGUGUAUGACGAAUACAUAGCGCAUUGCAUGAGUAGCAACAUGAAGCCACUAUCUACAGCUGAUUUCGGUAAAGUGAUGAAGCAGGUGUACCCCAGCGUGCGCCCCAGACGACUAGGAACGCGCGGAAAUUCAAGGUAUUGCUAUGCUGGUCUUCGGAAAAAGAUUAAAUUGGAAGUUCCACAGUUACCAGAUUUGGGUGAAUCAUCAAAGGGGUUGCGUGAUACAUCGAGAGACACUGAGCGUACUGUGCUUGAUUGGGCAGAAAAUAAAUUAGGUAUAAAGUUGUCGAGCAUGCUGGAGCUAUCACGGCACGUGGCGUCGGCGGGAGCGCCGCGUGCGCCCGCGCCCAGCCACACUCCACCACCUCUCGCCCCGCACGGACUAGGAUCUUCAGAGGAUCCAACAAACAGACAAUUGAUGAAACAGCUGAAACGGAAAUUGCAGACGCAAGGUACACCAGGUCGACCGAAGAAGAACAAAGGUGUGGAGAUAUCGAGCGAGUCGCCGCCUUCCACGUCGUACCCGGCGCACGGCGCGCGCGGCGGGCUCGCGCCGGCCGGCCCGCACGCGCACGCGGCCGUCAAGCACGAGGCCGACCCCGCCGUCGAGUCCCCCUACCACUACCAGCCCGCCUACGUGUACGAGGCGCGCCCGCCCUCCUUCCCGCCGUACGCCGCGCCGCCGCGCGCGCACCCGCCGCCCGCGCCGCACCCCGCCAUCCCCGGCCACGACUACCGCCCCGACGCCUACGUCUUCGAGCCUCCCUACGCCGCGCGCGACCUCACUCUGCCGGCGGACGCCACUCACAACCUCCCGAUCAACCUCAGCAGCGACGCCUCUCUCGACUUGUCCACCGAGCGCACGGAGUGGCAGCGCCGACGGCCGCCCGAGCCGCCGCCGGCGCCUGUGCGCCUUCACCUGCCGGGUAAAAAGCUGAUACUGGAGACGUACCAGAGCGAGACGCGCGCGGGUUCGCCUCGGCCGGCGCCGGCCGACAGCCGAGCGCCGCCCGCGGGGCCCCCAGCUCACGCUCCGGAGGAUUUUCCCAGGACCGAAUACCUGCCGAAGAAAAUGCGAGCCGCUGAGAUUCUAGGUGGCAAGCUGAGCGCCGCGCGGCAGGCGCUCGCCGCCUCCACCUCCGCUUCCGGGACCGGAGCGGAUUCGUCAAGUCGUUCAGAGGUUGCUUUUUUAGAGGAUCCAAAAAACGUAUCGAGCCGGUCCAAAAGCACCGCCGCGGCGCUGGCCCGGGAGCAACAGGAGGCGGCGAGUCCGACACGGUCGGUGAAGGCUCCGACGCCUAAGUGUGAGCGCAGCAAAAUACGGAAACCCACACUAGAACGGAUCACCAGAACGAAACGGAUCUCUGCGGACGGGACCGAGUCGCCGGAGCGGCCGGCCACGCCCGACUCGUGCUGCGGCUUGGACGGGAUAAACAUCAAGACGGGCAUGAUAUGCGAAGAGAAACACUCGGAAAUACUGAACAGAGAACGCGUGAUCAGCAUUUGCAACAUCGACAAGCACGCGCUCGACGACUACCUCAACGAGGGCAACAGCCAGGAGCACGAGGAGGAGCUGCUGCAGUACUUCCACCAGCGCGGCGGCGAGCCGGCGCCGCCGCCCGCGCCCGCGUCCGCGCCCGCGCCCGCGCCCGCUUGUGCUGAUGCUGCUGCUUUUUUAGACACAGGCCUGGACCCGCAAGACGACCAUAGUCAAGGCAAAAAUGAAAAAAUAUCCCAGCUAAGAGAGUUACUUGCAAAAAAUCUGAAAAAUCAAAGCGGGUCCAGUUCUCAGAACCUUCCACUAAAUAAAGAAAUUCAGCUACCUCGAGAAAACGUACGCGAUUCCGUCGUUAACGUCGCCAAGUCUGCAGUCACAGAAGGCGCAUUCAAACCGGUCAUAAACACUGGUAUUGUGACUAUGAACGGAUCGACUUCGACCGGCCAAGCCGAAUCGAACGGUCGCAAACAUUGUGCGACGAUCCCUAACGGUAACGGAACCGCAAUGCCCUACACGAACCCGGGCGGUGCAGGUCAAGUAUCGACUGCGCCGGCAACUCAUCUCUACAACGGAAACAGUCAUAACGUACCUCAAAGUCCAACCACAAGAACGCAGCAAUAUGACUUUGUUCCCAUUUCGGACGGCUGCCACUCUCCCGGAAAUUUUCAUACAAAAUCUCCGGUCGGGUUCGUCCAGAGAGGUCACAGUCCGUCGAAGAUGAGCAAGCCCGCGAUAAUGGGCGGGUCGCUGCAGACGUCGCCCAUCUCACACAGCACGGCCGCCAGCCCCUUCGUGAGCCCGCGCAACACGCCGGUGCCGCGCUCGCGGCUCUGUCCCCGGCCCAUACCCAAGCUCAACGGGAGAAAGAGAAGAAAUCCGUUGUCGUUGGGUGUCGGAGACCCGAACACCAAGCCGUUCGCUAUUCCCAACGACCAGAAGUUUUUUCCUAAAACUUCUUUAUGCGGGCCUAACGUGAAAUAUUGCCAGCCCAUGUCGGCGCCUCCCUCGCCUAACAUAUUGACAUCACAAUAUAAGAGCCACAUGUUUCAGUGUAACGCGAACGUGUCGAAUGGCUCCAGCAACCUACAUCUAAACUUCCUUCCGCAUGUACAGUUUCGAGACGGGAUGAACGGAGACAUGGCUCAGCCGCUGUCGGCGGACCCUCUAUCGAGUGAGGUGAGUCAGUUCUUCCAGGAGUCGCUGGGGAGCUACCGACCGGACCACGAGGCCUGCUUCCGCUCGCAGUCGGUGCCGCUGAAGCCGGGCGUGGGCGGCCCGCUCGCCUCCUACAUACACACGCCCGUCGGAUCCGUGCCGCCCACUCCCGUGCCCAACGAGUUCUGCGACUUUGGCUCUCUAGCCGACACUUGUGACAUAUCUAAAGCGGGCCUCAACCCCGAAACGUUGGAUAAAAUAUAUGACGCCAUAGACAGCAGUAACAAUGUACUUAACUCGACAGCCGCUCAAACCAUUCUAAGCUCCGGAAAUCCUCUGAGUAACGGUUGCGAUCCGUUGCCGGAGCAGCAGAUCCUGUCGGACGAGCAGUUAAACUCGCUCAUCCCCGGCGACGGGGAACUACUCGACCAGUCUGACGGUCAAUUAGCUAACCAUUUUAACCACUCCUACCCGGAAGACACCUCGGCCUCGACUGACAACGUCGAGGAUUUUUUGAAACGAGCGCACAGUAUCGAAUUCGAUUUGUCAGAGUUGGUAACGGAUAAAAACAAAUACUAUACAUCACGUUCAGUUCCGAGUACUCCGUUACCUUUCAAACGUGCGGCGCCAAAUUUGCAGAUUGAUUCUCGUCGCCCUCGCGAAUUGUUCGGGCCGAGCGAGUACUCGGCCGCGGCGAACGGGAUCUCGUCCAAGUCGGUGCCGUCGACGCCGCAGCUGGCGGAGGAGCGCAGCGUGUUCAGCUACAGCAACCGCGACUUCCUGAUCAACGGCAACUCGGUGGAGGUGUGCGGCGGGCUGGGCGGUGGCGGCGCGGCCGGCGGCGCGCUGGACGGCGAGGCGCUCGGCUCGCCGCUGCACGAGAUGGACAUGCUGGAGCCGCUCACGCCCGCCGCCGAGCUGCUGGCCGACCUCGACAAGAUCGACGGCCCGCCCUACGUCGACCUCUAGUCACCCCUCACCGCCGCGCAGAAUGUAUAUAAAUCUAGGCCCGCUUUAUAUUUGUACAGAUAUUCAACAGUUGCGUAUCUCUACUGUGUACAAUGACCUCGUAUGCCUUCAGUGAAGGUUCAAUGCUAAUAAGUUUUAUAACGAUAGAUCGCACGGUUCACUCCCAAAAUGUCGAGUCAAUAAACUUACAGUGAGAUUAUGAUACGACCAUUAGCUAUUAACCUAAAAAUUGGUCUUGACGCUAAAUUAUACCCAGAAACCACUAUUGCUUUAUUGAUAUAUGUAUUAUAACAUUUCACACUUGUGGUUGAUUUUAUGAAUCAUGUAGAUCGAGUCGAUCGCGUACUAUAGCAAAAUACAGUAUGGUCACUACUUAUAGUAGUAUCCUGCUACCGAAAUGUGUAACUAAUUAAUAAUUAAUGUGACAGAUGCACUGUACCGCUGCGUACCGUCGCCGAUAUGGAAACAACAAUGCUCUCUCCCGUCAAAUAUACAUAAACAGGUGUUUAAAUUGGACAGUAACCAUAAGGGAUCUAAAUCAUUGUACAAAACGUCGGUUACAUUACUGUCGUACAUAAAGUUUCCUACCUUCCACUUUCACGUCAUCACAAAUGCCCGUUUUAAACAACAGAAACAACGAAAUAUGUAUUAUACAUAGGCGAAUAGUGUAGUAACAUAAAGUGUUCGACGACCGACGAUUCACGUUUGGACGUUUGCUGUCCUUCAUUGUUUAACUAAGGAAGUAUCUACACAGACCAAUGCGUGCAAAGCGCGCCUAGGAAAUUAUUAUAACCGAUUGGUUUUCUUGAUACUAUGAAUAGUAUAUAGUUUAUAAAAAAUGAAUUUAUUGUAAGUUAGCACAAAGAUUUAAUAUAUUUUAUUAUCACAUAGGAAUUUUACUUGAUAUAUUAAAUUAAAUACGUAUACCUACAUACAAUUAACUGCAUUAAAUGCAGAAAAAAAUAUUCUGCCAUAAUGGCUGCAGUGAGCUUAAAAAGUGACCAAUAUUAUGCAUUAGUUGCUGAUACAUGCCGGCCAGAGAUUACGUUUAGAUUUGAGUCCUGUUUAUGUGGCAAUAUGUCGUUAGAUAUGAGUUGCUAAAAAUACUGUAUAGUUAUGUUAUAUCGUUUAGUAGAUAGAUUAUAAUAUUGUUGACAUGCAUUGAAUUGCGAACAUGCUUGUAAGUUUUAGUAGCAUGCUGUAAAUAUUAGUUCUGGCCGGUUGGUGAUUCGUGUUUAAACAAUGAAUUUAUGUUGUGCGGCCUAUUUAUACAUAGUACAUGUUUUAUGUGGGUGCUACGAAUUUCUUUGCAUUAGGCACACAUCAAGAGAUAUAAUAACAUUUAAACAAAAAUGCCCUCAAUCUGUGCCUGAUGCAACGGUAUAAAAUAUGUACUUUUUGAAAGCUUUGUCGUUUGUUAAAACUUAGUACAAAAUAUGACACACUGAUUCGACAGGGAUGUAUAAUGUAAGUGAAACCGAAGACUGUAAAGCUUGUAGAUAUUUUGAACACGAAAUAAUUAACUACCAUUGUCUCGAGGAGGAGCCCGCGACGGGGGCCUCAGUGAUCAGUGUUAUUAUUCCAAUUUGGUAUAAGUCUUACCAAAUUCAGCUAGUACCUAAUAUUUAAGCUAAGAUGUAUAUUUUAUUAAGUAACAUUUAAGUAAUAUGUUAUCACACAUAAAAUUGUUGGACAGUUUGUCUUAUGUAAUAGUGUCACUUAUAUUCCAAAGUUGAAACUAUUUUUGGUUUUCCACAAGGAAGGGUCCUAUGUUUCUGUUUAAGUGCAAAAAGGUUCUUUACAUCUGAAAUUACGUCAUAAAUUCUAGUAAAACGGUCCUUGUUGAACAUAUUUUUCCUCCUACCCUUAUCCCACGUUAUGUGGGACUGGUACAACUAGUAUUUCUCUUCCAUUCUCCUCGUCUUUCGAAAUCUUAGCACUUUCUCUCUUUCGCGCAAUCUGUCCAUCGCUGUUUGGAUUUACCCUUCAAUCACCGUCCAUCAACAUCAACGUCCUUAAUAUUCUUUGGCCUAUAAGACAAUCAUACUUUAUGUGUCUGUACUCUUUACAUAACUGCUCCUCAUCUUCUCUUUUGAACUUUCCCUUAGGUACUCACUCAUUCCUAAUCCGAUCC